UAUUACCAGACACAAACGAAAUUUUACGAGGACGCACAAGAAACAAACUUGCGACAUGGCAAUAUAUGACCGUAUUUGGAAAUACUUUGCAGGUCGUCGAACGUCUUAUUACCUUGGGGAAAUUGAUCGUGUUUGUGUUGUCUCAGGCGUUUGAAUCUGAUAUUCAAAAUCACUGUUAGCAAAAGGUGCGCAGGUCAUCGAAAGACACCAUGUACAAAUUUCAAACGCGAAAGUUUCUAAUGCGUAUUUUCUUAAGAUUAAUUAUUUAAUUUAUAUUUUUAUGAUUUGAAAAAACCGUUAAUUGGACAUUUUGCAAUCGGGAAAGACCAGGCUUCGGAGUUAAGUGGCACUUGCUGUUGUUUUGGAUAAAUAAUAAUAAUAAAAAUCUCCUGAGGAAUACAGUUUCGUUUGAUCUUUUUUACUGUUCCGGGAACAGACGCCUCGAAACAAUAUGGAACUUUGUGUGGAUUCCAAAUGACACGGUCUUUAAACAACUUUUAAAAUCGUAAAGCUCAAGACAGGACAUUUCACAACUUUGAGCCAACGAAAUGGUACACAAUCCAGACACCUUGGAUGACUCAACGGGAGUGUAUGGCCUGUAACGAUGUCCUCGGCGUGAUUCUGUGUAAACGUGCAGAGAUUCAUUUUACUUCGUAAAAAUUCAACUUUUGAAAAAGUUUGUCUUUUUCGGAUAUGGCGGGGUGCUGUCAGACGUGUCCGUGUUUCCUGACUGACGAAGAAAAGAAAGCCAUCGCAGUGGACAGGGAAAUUCAGUAUAUCCUCCGAAAGCAGAAAAAGAGGGAACGAAGGGAAAUUAAAAUCCUCCUGCUCGGCACUGGGGAGAGCGGGAAGACCACGUUCAUCAAGCAGAUGAGGAUCAUCCACGGGGAGGGUUACUCCGAGGAGCAGUGCAAGGCCUUCGCCAAGCUGGUGCACCAGAACAUCUUCAGCGCAGUGCAGGCCAUGACGGCGGCCAUGACGGCCCUGAAGAUCCCCUACGCCAACAAAGAGAACCAGAGGUACGCGAAGUUUGUGCAGGGGGUGGACACGCUGCAGGUCAGACAGAUGGAGAGGGGCCACCUGGUCGCCAUCCAGCGCCUGUGGGCCGACCCCGGCUUCAAGGUGUGCUACAGCCGCCGCCGGGAAUACCAGCUGCUGGACUCCACCGAAUACUACAUGGAAAAUUUGGACCGCAUAGCCGCCCCGAACUACAUCCCCACCCCUCAGGAUGUGCUGCGGGUUCGGGUUCCGACCACGGGCAUCAACGACUACUCCUUCAAGGUGACGAACGUCACCCUCAGGAUCGUGGACGUCGGGGGCCAGAAGUCUGAGAGACGCAAGUGGAUCCACUGCUUUGAGAACGUCAUGUCCCUCAUCUUCCUGGCCUCCCUCAGCGAGUACGACCAGGUGCUGGAGGAGCAGGAGACUGAGAACCGCAUGAGGGAGAGCCUGGCUCUCUUCUCCACCACCAUCCACUCCCGGUGGUUCGAGCACACGUCCGUCAUCCUCUUCCUCAACAAGACGGACAUCCUGGAGGACAAGAUCAAGACCUCGGACCUGCAGAACUACUUCCCUGAUUUCACAGGGAAGAGGCGUGACGCUGCGGAGGCCCAGAAGUUCAUAAAGGGCAUGUACAUGGAGCAGGCGAAGACCAACGGCAAGCAGAUGAAGAACCUGUACUGCCACUUCACCUGUGCCACGGACACGCAGAACAUCCGCAAGGUCUUCCAGGACGUGAAGGACACGGCAAUCCAAAGGAUCGUAGACGACUACUUGACCUAGAGCCGGGGGGGUACAUAAAGGCUUUCGGCUCAGGAUGCGUCCCCCGGAGACCCCUAGAGUGUAGCGGUCGCUUGGUCACCCCUUAGCACCACCUGCACUCAGCUUUACAAUGGAGUCCCGCGAGGUAACACCAAACAAGCCUCGAAAUGUCUUCUGAAUGUGGUUCCCUCUCUCUCUCUCUCUCUCGCUCUUUCUCUAUCUUGCUCUCUCGCUCUUCCUCCGCUUCCCUCUCCCUCUCUCUCUCCAGUGUUUGUACUGGAGGGAGGCACCAAAAACCAUUUCGAUCUCAGGCGUCGCAGAGUUUCUCCACAGAGGAUAAAGCCCAUAACUUCGCCGUGGCAGCCUGGCUGGGCUGCCAUGCCGUGGUUUCCUAUAGGUGUGACUUUUGAGUGACGGCUCGGCCUGUUUAACGUGUGACCUCACGACCCUGUGAAUGAACCAAUCACAGGGCUAGAGGGCCCCUUUUGAACAAAAACAAAAAUAAAUAAAAUCCAGUCAUUUUUAUUGAUAGACAGGUGAUGAAGAAGCAGAUCCCAGACGGCCAUUGUGUAUGCCUCCAUUUUGUUAUAAUAAGUUCAAUAACGCAACCCACUCCCAUUACAUUGCGGGGGACGGUGGGGCACGUUACUGGCUGUCUGUAUUCACGGCUCCGCGAUGGGCAUCAGUGGAUCAAGAAAUCAAAAAUCACCCCCCCCCCCCCAUCAGAAUGCUUUAAACGAGGAUGGUAUUUACACCUUCGAAAGCCGAAGCUGCUAAUUAAGCUCUCUGCCAAUCUCCAGUGGAGUUGUCGAAGGCAGAAGACUAUUAAAAGAUCUAAUUAAAUUCCCGCCAUCCAGUUAAGGACGCAAUUAAGUGACUGAGGCCCAAGCCGAAGCGACUGGGGUACCGUCACCUCGCCGUGGGCGAUCCUAGACACACGCGCUGGACCCCAGGAGCUGACCUAACGGCGGGGUAGUGGGACACCCCCCCCCCGAUCGAUGCGGCCUUCAAAAUUCGGAACGGCUCUCCUGUGGAUCGCUCCCGCGCCUGCACUGAGGAGCUGGCACCCGACGGUGGCGCCGUCGUCGGCGCCGUGGUAAGAUUUUCCCCUGACGGCGACUUGAGCCGCCGUCCCCCGACUGGGCGUGCGUGUUGACAGUGUCGCCUGGUGGUGUCUUCCCCCCCCCCCAACACCCCUGGGCUGCUGUGAAACGUGCUUCGCCACGCCCCACAAACGGUUCAGCGGCAAUCGCGUUUUUUAGUCGUUUUCCACUGCACCAACUGCCAAAAAAAAAAAGCGCGCGGCCGAAUUCGGGAAGGGAACGCUCCGUUCCGUUUCCUUCCAAAAACGGCUGUCGCGUGCGCCACGAGAGUCGGGUCGCCACAGCUCGCCGCAUCCCGCCAAGCCUCCCCCUCCCCAAACUGCUCCGAUCUGCAAGAGACUGUUCCCUGGUCUUCAGUGCACACGGACUGCAGGAGAUCACUUCUCAAAAUCCACCUCCCGUUUUUUUUUUUUGCUUUAAUGAAUGCGAAUGAGAAUAAUAACAGUUGUAUUAGUGAAGCCCGUUUGGUUUGUCAAAAACGUAGACCUUUGCCAGGGGUGGAGCACGGAACUUCAGCACGAGACGGAUUAGGGAUGGUUUUUGGCGGGAGAAACCGUUAAUUAGGCCUGCAUAUUCUACCUUAUAACGAGACCCAGGCGGCAGCGUAGCACAGUGGGUAAGGAACUGGGCUUGUAACCGAAAGGUCGCAGGUUCGAUUCCCGGGUAAGGACACUGCCGUUGUACCCUUGAGCAAGGUACUUAACCGGAAUUGCUUCAGUAUAU
Molecule: messenger RNA, 3587 nt
Organism: Anguilla anguilla (European eel)
Lineage: Eukaryota; Metazoa; Chordata; Actinopteri; Anguilliformes; Anguillidae
Product: guanine nucleotide-binding protein subunit alpha-11-like
Exons: 7
Coding region: 694-1782 (362 amino acids)
Biological process (GO): action potential; phospholipase C-activating dopamine receptor signaling pathway; adenylate cyclase-modulating G protein-coupled receptor signaling pathway
Cellular component (GO): heterotrimeric G-protein complex
Molecular function (GO): G-protein beta/gamma-subunit complex binding; GTPase activity; guanyl nucleotide binding
Source: RefSeq, a predicted model, not a curated record